Phacochoerus africanus (Common warthog) is the source of this 769-nucleotide messenger RNA. RefSeq names its product carbonyl reductase [NADPH] 1-like. The coding region runs from base 32 to 769 and encodes 245 amino acids. Gene Ontology annotation, molecular function: carbonyl reductase (NADPH) activity. The transcript has 5 exons. The record is from RefSeq and is a predicted model, not a curated record. NCBI's taxonomy places the organism in Eukaryota, Metazoa, Chordata, Mammalia, Artiodactyla, Suidae.
ACACCAGAGCCCCCCACACACCACACUAGCCAUGUCUUCCAACACUCGAGUGGCUCUGGUGACGGGGGCAAACAAGGGUAUUGGCUUCGCCAUCGUGCGGGACCUGUGCCGGCAGUUCUCUGGGGACGUGGUACUCACAGCGAGGGAUGUGGCACGAGGCCAGGCAGCCGUGAAGCAACUGCAAGCCGAGGGCCUGAGCCCACGCUUCCACCAGCUGGACAUCAUAGACCUGCAGAGCAUCCGUGCCUUGUGUGACUUCCUGCGGAAGGAGUAUGGCGGGCUGGAUGUGCUGGUCAACAACGCGGCCAUCGCCUUCCAGUUGGAGGAUCCCACACUGUUUCGUAUUCAGGCAGAACUGACUAUGAAAACCAACUUCUUGGGAACCCGAGAUGUGUGCACAGAGCUUCUGCCUCUAAUAAAACCUCAAGGCAGGAUUGUCAAUUUCAGUUCUUCUAUGAGUGUCAGAGUUCUUCAUGACUGCAGCCCCAAAUUGCAGCAGAAGUUCAAGAGUGAGACCAUCACAGAGCAGGAGCUGGUGGGGCUCAUGAACAAGUUUGUGGAAGACACAAAGAAUGGGAUACACAGGAGGGAGGGCUGGUGUGAUUUGAUCUAUGGAGUGACAAAAAUCAGGGUCACCCUGCUGUCCAAGAUCUAUGCCAGGAAACUGGGUGAGCAGAGAGGAGGGGACAAGAUCCUCCUGAAUGCUUGCUGCCCAGCAUGGGUGAGAACUGGCAUGGCUGGACCCAAAGCCCCCAAGAGCCCAGAAUAA